Anneissia japonica is the source of this 2527-nucleotide messenger RNA. Its product is annotated as ring canal kelch protein-like. The transcript is spliced from 3 exons. The coding region runs from base 541 to 2199 and encodes 552 amino acids. Gene Ontology annotation, molecular function: protein binding. NCBI's taxonomy places the organism in Eukaryota, Metazoa, Echinodermata, Crinoidea, Comatulida, Comatulidae. The record is from RefSeq and is a predicted model, not a curated record.
UGUUUCUUCGUGGAAAUGUUGCUAAUGAUGAUGAUGAUAUGCUACUUCUACCUUUGUUGAUGAAUUAAGGUCAAAUAAACAACUAUAUAUUUUUUUUCUUAUUUUUUAGUUUUUUAUACAAAUAGAAUUUGUUGAAAUGAGAGGAACAGGUAAUCAUUGGUAAAGCUAGGGGUCUGCACAAAGACGAAAAACAAGCAUAUGUAAAAAAUAGACAAAACAAAUUACACAAGGAUAAAGGUACAUCACAAAUAACCAAACGACAAAAAAUCAACAAAAUGGUGACGUACUUGCUACUGUUGUUGCUGUUGUCGAUGUACUGAUCCUACAUUUAAUGAUGUUGUUGUCGUUUAUGAUUCGAUGCUGCUGUCUUCUUCUUGCGUAUGACAAGCAGAUCAAAUUUAAUAUAACUACUUCUUAGUUUAGUUUUAUUUGUUUAAUUAUUUAUAUACCUAUUUUGACUUUUGCUGCUUUUACUUCUGCUGUCGUGAUUGAUAAUAAUGUUCUUGUUUUCAUGGUUUUUCAUAAUCAUGUAUACACAGGAUGGAAAGUAUUGGAACAUGUAGUUUGGAAAACACAGUUCUUCCCUCUGAAAGAGGUAUAACAAUCUGUGUCGAUGAAACAGACUUCAAUGUGUCAAGAUCAGAGCUGGCCUUACUCGGGCCAAAUUUUGAAAAUCAUUUUAGCAUUACAACUCAAGGCUGCAUCAGACUAGUCGAUAUUAUAAAAUCACCUGAAGUUAACGCGCGUGGGUUUAAACUUUGGCUCCAAGAAAUUCGUCAACCUAUGUCCGUUGCAAUUGGAAAAGACAAUGCUUUAGAUUUGAUGUCCGUGGCAAAUUUUGCUAAUCAACAAAUAAUCCAACGUUGUAUGGGUUACGUUGAUGAGGCUACGUGUAGAAAUGAAUCACUUGAUGUUGAUCACUGUGGUGAUAUCUACACAAUAGCUAUAAAGGGUAAUAUGACAAAUAUUAUAAACGAAAUCGAGAAGAGGUUAUGCCAAGAUUUUGUAAAGUUUCUAAGUUGUCAGCAGUUUCAAGCGGCAGUCGGUGCAGAUAAACUAAUACAGAUGCUACAAACGAAGGGUCUCGCAUAUCCAUCAGAGGUGGAUCUUUUGCAAACAAUAUUAAAUUGGAUUCGCUAUGACAUCAAAUCUAGAGGCUGUGUAGCAGGUGAUGUUCUAGCUCAUGUUAAACUUUCUCAAAUUGCCGCCGAAGAUCUGAAACGGACGAUGUACAAGCCUGACCUAAUGGAGGUUCCACAUUUACGGGAGGCAUACAUUAACGAAAUGCAUCGAUACGCAAUACAACCAGCACUUGCUAUGGACAUUCCACAGCAACGAAGGGUGUUAGUGACAUUCAAAUGCAAAAAGCCAAUGUAUUACAACCAUAAAAAGAACAAAUGGCUUCACUUACCUGGACUCAACGUGCCGGGUAAGAUAACAACAUGUGCUGUUGCAAGAGAUAGCAUUUACGCAAUUGUUAAGCGAUCUCAACUAUGGAAGUACUCUACUGCGAGAAACAAAUGGAAAAACAUCGAAACACCAAUCGAGGUAACUACAAAAGAAGAUUCAUACGAUGAUCUGGUGUUUCUUAACGGUAAAUUGUAUAUAAUGAGUAACCAUAAAAUGUGGAGCAAAACAAUUUCGCCGCCUGGAAACUGGAAUAAGUGCCGCGAUAAUUUCUACUGUUGUUUCAGGUCAUCAUCUGUCGCGAUGGGGCGGUAUAUCCUGCGAAUAGGAAACAGCCGCAACAAAGACAACACUUGGUGUAAUUGUUACGAUACGUUCGCCGACGAGUACGUGUUGCGCCGUCUGUUGCUGUGGCAACCAAUGGUCUUGAUGAACCGGCACGGGUUUUCAGUUUUAACUAACUUUGGAAUUGCAGUUUACGACUGGUAUAAAUGGGCACAGAAUUGUAUAAAACAUGAUAAUGCAAUGAAAGAAAGGCCAGACAAAAACAACAUCGAUAGCAAGUUUGAGAUUUCACAGGAUUUGGUGGCAGCAGAGCACAGAAUAAAUAUUAUUAUUAUAAAAGGCCACGUUUAUCGUGUGGUCGGCCAUAUGCUUUUCGGUGGCAUGAGGGAGGACGAGGCCGCUGGGGUUAAAAACUAUGAUAUCGCAACGAUUUCAGAAGACGUGGACAUUUCUCCGGGAGAAAAGAUAACAUGUGUUGUGAAUCUUUCAGAAGAAUGUUUCCGAUAAAUACUGGAUAGACAGUGGUGGAUUCAGGAGUUCGAAUAAUUCUCAAACCGCCCCUGGCAGGGGGAACUUUCAAAGAGAGGGUAUAUAUUACUUCAGAACCACCAUGAAAAUCACAUUUAGAGGGGUGGCUAAGUUCGCUGGGGAGGGAUGGAGCAAUAUUUGUGACCUUGUACCAUGUGCAAAUCCCUCCACUCCCUGUAAGUAUUCCUAUUCGUGGUCCACUCCGAACCACAUUCAUGUCAAGAAUAAUAAUAGUUUACAUUUAUACACCAUAUAUUGCACCCAACUAUCACAUUUAUAUAGCAUAUGUCAGUGGCGGAUCCAGUAG